Messenger RNA from Mobula hypostoma (lesser devil ray), 6212 nucleotides. RefSeq names its product mitogen-activated protein kinase kinase kinase kinase 5 (gene map4k5). Gene Ontology annotation, cellular component: cytoplasm. Gene Ontology annotation, molecular function: MAP kinase kinase kinase kinase activity; ATP binding. Gene Ontology annotation, biological process: protein phosphorylation; intracellular signal transduction. The record is from RefSeq and is a predicted model, not a curated record. NCBI's taxonomy places the organism in Eukaryota, Metazoa, Chordata, Chondrichthyes, Myliobatiformes, Myliobatidae. The transcript is spliced from 32 exons. The coding region runs from base 663 to 3272 and encodes 869 amino acids.
ACAUAAAUCUUAAGAAUAUUUUGAACAGUAAAUAUCGUUAAACUAAACGAAUGGCAGUUAAAAAUUGAAUCAAAAACUAAGUAAUGUAAAUCAUUCAGUAGAUCAAGCGGUAUCUGUGAAGAAAAAUACAGUUAACGUUUCGAGUCGAAGUGAGAAUUUUUAUAUUUUCAUCUACUGAAAGAAAAGAACAAUUGUUAACGUUUGAACUGCAGUUGAUUUCAAUGUUCAUCAGAAGGAAAUGACAUACAAGUCACAGUUGAAAACGUAACAAUCAAAUCACUGUGCACCCAUUAGUGUGCACCCUUGUGGAAAUAAUUUUUUUAAGCAUAAGUUGUGGGGGGGGGGGACUGUAAAGAGGAGCAUGGAGUAAGAGACAGGCUGUGCAGGGCGCCGCUGUAGGCCCGCACCACCGCUCCUCAUCGCCGUCGCCACCGCCGCAGCCGCUCGAGGAAACGCGCAGGAGCUGUGGGGCAGGAAAUGGAGCGGGAGCCAUAUUUGGAGGCAGUGCACAGUUUACCAAGUGACGGCUGGGGCGGACGUAGCUGAGUACACGCACACGAACACUUUCGGAGGGAUAUUCGCCUUUAGAGACGGGCAGCGGGUGCUCGGAAAGAAGUAGGAGUCCGAGGAGAGGAGAGGACGCUCCCGCCACUGAGUGAGCGAUGAACCCUCAGGGCCGUGCGACCGUCGGCGGGGAUAUUCUGAGGAAAAACCCGCAGCUGGACUUCGAGCUGAUCCAGAGGGUCGGCAGCGGUACCUAUGGCGAUGUGUACAAGGCUAGGAAUCUGCAGACUGGAGAGCUCGCUGCAGUUAAAAUUAUUAAGUUGGAACCAGGAGAUGACUUUUCCAUUAUACAGCAAGAAAUAUUUAUGGUAAAGGAGUGCAAGCAUUCCAACAUUGUGGCCUACUUUGGAAGCUACCUAAGCCGUGAGAAGCUAUGGAUCUGUAUGGAAUACUGUGGGGGUGGAUCCCUUCAGGAUAUAUACCAUGUAACAGGACCACUGUCAGAACUGCAGAUAGCUUAUGUGUGCAGGGAAACGUUGCAGGGUCUGGGUUAUUUGCACAGCAAAGGAAAAAUGCACCGAGAUAUAAAGGGGGCCAACAUUUUACUGACAGAUCAUGGCGACAUAAAGCUGGCGGACUUUGGUGUGGCUGCCAAAAUAACUGCAACUAUUGCCAAGAGGAAGUCCUUCAUUGGAACCCCAUACUGGAUGGCUCCAGAGGUUGCUGCAGUAGAGAAAAAUGGUGGCUACAAUCAGCUAUGUGACAUCUGGGCAGUUGGAAUCACAGCUAUUGAACUGGCUGAACUGCAGCCUCCAAUGUUUGAUUUGCAUCCUAUGAGGGCAUUGUUUUUAAUGACUAAGAGUGGAUUUCAACCCCCUAAGCUGAAAGAUAAAAUGAAAUGGACUGCAACAUUCCAUUCUUUUCUCAAAAUAGCAUUGACAAAAAAUCCAAGGAAGAGACCAACAGCUGAGAAACUACUGACUCAUUCGUUUUUAACACAAUCAACCUUAUCCAGAUCAUUGGCAGUAGAUUUAUUGGACAAAGUCAAAAAUCCUGAAAAUCACCAUCUUUUCAACGAGGCGGAUGAUGAUGAUCUUGAGCCUCUCUCUGCUGUGCCUCAUACAAUUCGAUCCACUAACAAGAAUACAAGAGCAGAAAGGACACAAUCGGAAAUCAACUUUGACAAAAUGCAGUUUGAACCUCCUUUGAGAAAGGAAACUGAGGCUCACUGUGAAAUGGAGGUAACCAAAGACGUAGGAUUUGGGUCAUCGUGGAGCCCAUUUGCAGAUGGAGGAAAUAAGGGACACAUAGCACACCAAGAGGAGGAUUUUGACAAUGCACUGUCGACACUUAAAAGAGCAGUUGUAACUCCACCUCCACUUCCACCAAAGCCAAGAAUGCGCAGUGUUUCAGAUCUUCCAGAUGAAGAGAGUUCUCUGACGAUCAAGCGGCAGCCUUGUACCAAAAAUGGACCAUCAGCUGUGCCAAGAAGACAGAGUACUCCAACAUCCUUAUAUCAAUCAGAGAUGGUUGAAUCAGCCCUUUCUAACAGCGUCAGUAGCCCAGGAUUGCUUGAUACCAGAACCUGUGAUUUAGAAGGUCCUUCAGGCUUAAAUGGUGAACAUCCUCCAGUAUUACCUCGAAGAAAAGAAAAAAAAGAUUUCCCUAAGCCAGCUACCAAUGGUCUUCCUCCAACACCAAAAGUCCAUAUGGGAGCCUGUUUUACUAAGGUAUUUGAUGGGUGUCCUUUGAAGAUAAAUUGUGCUACCUCCUGGAUACAUCCCGAGACAAAAGAUCAGUACUUAAUCUUUGGAACUGAUGAAGGCAUUUAUACAUUAAAUCUGAAUGAACUUCAUGAAGCUUCAAUGGAGCAGCUUUUUCCUCGAAGAUGUACCUGGCUUUAUGUGAUCAAUGACAUUUUAAUGUCUUUAUCAGGUAAAACGUUUCAGCUUUAUUCACACAACCUAGUUGGCUUAUUUGAACAGGCAAAGAAACCUGGGUUAGCAUCCCAUAUUCAAACACAUCGUUUUCCUGAUAAGAUAAUACCCAGGAGAUUUGCCUUAACAACAAAAAUUCCUGAAACUAAAGGUUGCCACAAAUGUUGCAUUGUGCGGAAUCCAUACACCGGAUGGAAGUACCUCUGCGGAGCACUACAGUCUGGUAUUGUUUUGCUUCAGUGGUAUGAACCAAUGCAAAAAUUCAUGCUAAUUAAGCAUUUUGAUUUUCCACUUCCAAGCCCUCUGAAAGUGUUCGAAAUGCUUGUGGUACCUGAACAAGAAUACCCAAUGAUCUGUGUAGCCAUCAGUAAGGGCAGUGAACCCAGCCAGGUGGUCCGGUUUCAGACAAUAAACCUGAAUUCUUCUUCCUCGUGGUUUACAGAGGUUGGUUCAGCCACCUGCCAGUUAGAUACCAUCCAUGUAACCCAGUUGGAAAGGGAUACAGUUCUUGUCUGCAUGGAUCAAAAUGUUAAAAUUGUAAAUCUGCAUGGAAAAUUGAAGUCAAGCAAAAAACUAGCAUCAGAGUUAAGUUUUGACUUCUGCAUUGAAUCAGUAGUGUGUCUUCAGGACAGUAUACUGGCCUUCUGGAAGCAUGGUAUGCAGGGCAAAAGCUUUAAGUCAAACGAAGUCACCCAGGAGAUAUCUGACAAAAGCAGAGUUUUUCAUCUGUUAGGAUCUGAUAGAGUUGUAGUUCUAGAAAGUCGACCAACAGAUAAUCCUAUGGCUUACAGCAAUCUCUAUAUCCUAGCUGGCCAUGAAAACAGUUACUAAGCAACAUCAAGAAACUUAAUCACAGGGACUGCUGCUUGAAUUGGAGCAAACAGAAAACAGCUUCAAACAAUGAAGAUUCACUGCUGAGAGAAUUAUAAAAUGGGAGUAGAAGUUGGCCCUGGCCUUGACAAAUUGGACUUUUGACUUGUAUUCAAUUCUAUCAUGAGAUAGAUUUCCUAAGAAAGCGAGUAAAUUUGGUGGCUAGAUGUGGCUUAUUAAAAUAUUCAGCCACUGUGUGGUUUGUCUGUCAUAUCUAAUGUGCUUCAUAAAAUCCCUGACGAGCUGCAACUUUGUAAACCAUAACAAAUAUAUAAUUUCUAAUUUUACAAAGUGAAAGUAGACAGAAAUAUUUGUCAAGUGCCACAUUUUCUAAUACUUUUCCCAAAGGUCUUGCUUUUUUUAUUUUGUAAAUGCCUUGCAUCAAAGUUUGAUACUUUAUUCUGCUUUUUGUCUGUGUGAUCUAAAUCUACUUACAGAAUAGUGUAACUAUUUUAUAGGAAUUUUUUUAAGGCAUCAGCUGCGGGAUUGUACAGCUUUAAAAUUUCUGCCAUAGUAUAACGUUAAACUGAAUAUUUAAAUGCUUUAUUUAUUAAUCUCAGUGGUAUUAAAAAAUUAUAUUCAUGGGGGAAAUAGCUAAUGAUAAUUUUUUGUCAUGUUUGAAUUGCAUUGUUUGGGGUUAUAAGGGAGAAAGUGUUCUUUCUAAGUUGUUUGUAUGCAUAAGCACAUUGUAGUAUUUAAUUUAGACUUGAAUUCUUAUACAUUGUACAAAGGCACUAUAUAAGCACUUUUUUGUACAACUUUUAAAUUGGAAGGCUUAGCUGUAUAGAUGCCACAGUAGUGUUUUUCAUGCAUUUUAAUCUCUUCGUAUGUAUAUUUCAGUUGCUUUUUUACGCAUGCAUUAAUAGUGUAUUGAUGAAACAGGUGAAAAUUAAUGACAAAUACACGUGUUUGAAAAAUCUAGUUAAAAUGCUCCUGGCUGUUUUAAUCCUAAAUGUGUGGGAACCAUCACGUUUCAUUACUUACUUUGGAAUUGGAAUAUGGUUUAAUAUCCAACAUGAGAACAUCUUUGGUUAUCAUUUCAACUCUACCUCAUCUUCUGAAUAUUAUCCUCCUUUUUCUUGACUUCCAUCUUGGAAUCAUUUCAGUGAAUUUUUCGUAUUUUCAUUCUUAAGUAUCCUUACCAAAUUGUUUAAAAUUCAGUAACACUAUAGCCAAAUAAUUUGAAUUGAUACUUUGUAAUAAGCAUCUGUAAAUAAUGUACAAUAAAGUAUUCAAUGCUCUUCUAAAUUUGUUUCAUAUUUGCUUCAAGUGAACUAGCACUAGAAAGCUGUUCUAUUUUAAUAUCACAAGCAGUACAUAACAUAACUUUGUGUAGAAAAAAGCUUGUGUGAAUUUCAUUACUGGUUUUUCUACUUUUUCCCUAUUGCUGAUCUAGCUGUUAUACACCAUGAUGUUUCACCAAAAUAUUAUAACUUUUGUGGUUUGAAUAAUUAAGUUUACAAACUGAAUUACAAAAAUAUUUUGCUUGUAUUUUUAGUAUUGUCACAUGCUGUAUGAGCUAGUAUUGUUACCAAUCUGCCACAUUGUAUAUUAUUCCUUAAAAUGAUCGUUUAAAGGAUGACAUCACAUUAAGUGUUUUGAAUGGUAAUAAGUUUCUUUGGUGAUAAUAUUCAGAUAGAUUCUGAGGAUAAUUAUUUUGAGCAGCAUUUUGGGGCUCAUUUCUAAAAUAUUUCUAUCAAUUAAAAUAUUUAUUUUAAGGAUCUUAUAAGCUUUACGAUGCAUUUAUCGGGAAGAUAUUUUUUCAGAUUUUAAAGAUAAAUAAUUUACUGUUUUCCUACUAAUGCUAAUUGCUUGGAAGAAAUCAAGUUGAGUGUUCUACAGAUUUACUCCAUUAAAAACAAAAACUGCAAAAUGGAAGAACAACAUUCACAGAUAUGCACCUUUGUUUUCUCCAGCUAAUCAUUAUCCCUAUAUCACCUCAGUGUAAAUUUUAAAAACUGUCAAUUUUAUAUUUGGAUUAAUUUAAGCUAAGAUUUGUGCCAUCAAUAAAGUACUAUAAAAUGAAAAAUAUUGAACUGCUUUUUCCCGCCAAGAUAAUUUUUUGUGAUGUUACAUGUUGAAUUUAAAUUAGAUGAGGAUGUCUUUUGUUUUAGAAAUGCUGUGAAUGUCAAUGCAUUUGAAUCUUUUGAAUAUCAUACACGCUUCAUAAUGUUUGUAUAUACAUUAACUAAAAUAUGCUGAUUUAAGGAAAUCAGGUCAGGAUACUUAACCAUCAGGAAAGUACAAGUAGAGUUUUUUAAACAAAUAAGGAUUAGCAAAUGAUUUUCCCAGUUCCUGCUCUCCUUAAAAAGGCUGCCUUAAGAGUUUAAAGAUGUUGCUUGAGAUACUGUAUAUGUGCAGCUCUGUAUGAUACAAUGCAACUUGCAUGAUUCCUGUUUGUAAUGGUUACUGCCUUGGACUGGACUAUAAUUGUUCAACUGGUUUCAAGAGCAUGACCUCAUUAUAUUGUAAUUUACUAUGAUAAAAUAUUAAUGCAAGAUCAAAAGCUGUUGUUGAAAUUGAAAAAGGAUUUGCGUAUAUUUAGUGCCUUUUAUGCCUUUGGCUGUAAAACACUUUGGUGUGACCCAAUGAAGGUCUUUUUGAAACACAUAUUGUUGUAAUGAAGGAUGCAUUAGCACCAAAUUGCACACAGUGAACUUUCACUAUUAUUGGGAUAAUGGCAAAUUACACCCUUAGAAUAGAGGUUUGGAAGGGUCACGAAAGAUGAAAGCUGCCCAGCAUCUUAUUCUGAUUUGCAAAUGUUCACAGUAAAAAGCUAAUGCUAAGCUUUUGACCAUCCAUUCUAUCAUUUGCUGUUGGAUACCUUGCAUUUUACCCCUAUAUUCCUUCUGAUGUCAAAAAUAGAUUUUAAAAUGUGCAUCUGAGUUGAAUAAAGUUAUA